AUGAACAAGUUCUAUUUUAAUCCUGUGAUCUUCUUUCUCUCUUGCCUAACCAUCUCUGCUCUUGCCCAAAACUUUGCCGCUGCUGCAAACGAAUCAUGCGUGGUAUAUGACAGAAACAAAACCUACACAUUGGCUCCAGGUGAAACGUUCACAACAGCUGAAUUUUGCGUGCACGAGUACACUGCGUCAGACGGUGCCAUGCCCAGCGAGAUUGUUACCAUGACCUACGAGUGUGCCGAUGGGUGGGCUCAAGAGUACGACAGAAACGUUACCGUUUGUCCUACCAAUGAACCAAUCUGUUACGAUCUGGACCAAUACGCCGACCCUGUCAACUAUACAGUGAAUUGUCUCACCAACGAAACAGACAGCAGCAGUGCAGCAGCUCUGCCUAUUGUGUCACCGAUGUUGUGGAUUGCUGGCGUCAUGUUGAGCAUGUUAGCAAGAUAG
Seminavis robusta is the source of this 447-nucleotide messenger RNA. The record is from the annotation of a GenBank genome assembly. Lineage: Eukaryota; Bacillariophyta; Bacillariophyceae; Naviculales; Naviculaceae.